CAAGCUUGACUUAGAUAUGAACAACAUAUCAUGAUAUUACCAAGAGGCCUUGCAAUCACGUCGGGUAGCGACAGUAGGUACUGGAGUUGGAAACAGGACGAACAUAACAGCGCUAUCGAAGUGGCCGAGCUGGAAGCCGUAGGUUGGCUAGAUAUUCAGGAAAGUUUCGAACAGUGGACCUUUCACCCAACAUAGAUUAUAAAAUCGUUCUUGACUUUAAGAUGGAAAGUAGCAUCUAUGGGUUUCCCGUGCCAGUGAACUUCAACAUCGCACUUCCUGACGGAACCAAGCGAACCGGCACGGUAGAUUUUGCGGCAUAUGCAAGAGGAUCAUGCCAGAAUCUCAUUCUACACAAAUUCAAGAUGUCCCCGAAAAAUGUGGGGCAAGUCGAAUUUCGAAUUUAUGAAGUUGUCACGGGGCAAUGGAAGGGUGGGCUUGUCAUCAGAGCCGUUUCACUCAUGCCAAUAGCUGAUAAUUGCAUCGGCUCACAUCGACAACAAGGUGAAAGAAUGGAAGAUCAGAAGAUGGAGAAGGGAAAUUGGUCAAGAAAACAGAAAAGUCAAAACAACCACCCACAAUCGUGGGCCAUUUUGACACGUGCCGAUGCAGUUGAAGGAUCAUCAGCAGAUGGGCUCCAUGCUCGGCUUGAAGAGGGAGUGCUAUUGGACAGAAAAACCAAGAAGUACAUGAUUGAUGCUGCAUCGAACAAGAACAUGUUCAUGGUGUUAGCAAGAGGUUUUGCAAUUGCAUGGGGAAACGAUACUAGGUAUUGGACUUGGAAACCGGACAAACGUAACAGGGAAGAAGAAUUGGCCCGACUAAAAGCUGUUUGUUGGCUCGAUAUUGCGGGCAAUCUCCAGACAAUUGACCUCUCUCCAGAAACAGAAUAUGAAAUCGUUCUCCAUGUCAAGAUCGGGAGAAGAAGUUUUGGAUUCUUCAUCCCAAUUAACUUCAAGAUAACAUUGGCAGAUGGAACUCAAUGGGAGGACUCGGUAGAUCUCAGUGCAUAUGCAAAAGGUUCAUGGCAUGAUAUUGCACUUCAUAAAUUUAAAACGCCAUCCAAUAAUGCAGGAGAAGUGGAAUUUCGCAUUUAUGAACAUAGUGGGCACUGGAAGGGUGGGCUAGUCCUUAGAGGAGUCUCAUUUAAGCCAAAAUGAGAUGCCGUCAUAGGUGAACAGCCAAGUAUGGUAUACCAUGUUGUACAUAUCGACAUCGACCUAGUAAGAUAGUUGAUGAUAUUGCUUUAGUCAUAAUCUUUCUUAUUGGUAACUAUUGUAAAUCGAUCAUGAAGCAGGAUAGUGGCCUGUAUAUAGGGGAGAUUGUAUUAUAUUAGGAAACUGUUAUAUUAAUUAGGGAUGAGAUUGUAUUAUACUAGGAAAUCAUUAUAUUAAUUAGGGAUGAGAUUGUAUGUGUGUAUACCUGUAAUUCCUAGGCUACAUCUUGUAUAUAUUUGUGUCUCAAAUUCUAUCAAUGAAUCAAGCUUUUCAGCCUCUCUAAUA
This is a messenger RNA of Punica granatum (pomegranate), 1499 nucleotides long. Lineage: Eukaryota; Viridiplantae; Streptophyta; Magnoliopsida; Myrtales; Lythraceae. The record is from RefSeq and is a predicted model, not a curated record.